Molecule: messenger RNA, 7614 nt
Organism: Odocoileus virginianus texanus
Lineage: Eukaryota; Metazoa; Chordata; Mammalia; Artiodactyla; Cervidae
Source: RefSeq, a predicted model, not a curated record
AUGCUUUCUGGUGUGUGUUCUUUUCCAGGUCAGAACUGCGGGGGCUUAGUUCAGGGUCCCAAUGGCACCAUCGAGAGCCCAGGGUUCCCCCACGGCUACCCCAACUAUGCCAACUGCACCUGGAUCAUCAUCACGGGGGAGCGCAAUCGGAUACAGCUGUCCUUCCAUACCUUUGCUCUGGAAGAGGACUUCGAUAUUCUGUCAGUGUAUGAUGGACAGCCCCAACAGGGCAAUCUGAAAGUGAGGUUAUCGGGAUUUCAGCUGCCUUCCUCCAUCGUCAGCAGCGGCUCCAUCCUUACUCUCUGGUUCACGACAGACUUCGCCGUGAGUGCCCAGGGAUUCAAAGCGCUGUAUGAAGUUUUACCCAGUCACACAUGUGGAAAUCCUGGGGAAAUCCUGAAGGGAGUCCUCCACGGGACACGAUUCAACAUAGGAGACAAGAUCCGGUACAGCUGUCUCUCAGGCUAUGUCUUGGAGGGCCACGCCAUCCUGACUUGCAUAGUCAGCCCGGGGAAUGGGGCCUCCUGGGACUUCCCGGCCCCGUUCUGCAGAGCCGAGGGGGCCUGCGGCGGAACCUUGCGGGGUACGAGCAGCAGCAUCUCCAGCCCCCACUUCCCCUCCGAGUACGAGAACAAUGCCGACUGCACGUGGACCAUCCUUGCGGAGCCCGGGGACACCAUCGCGCUGGUCUUCACUGAUUUCCAGCUCGAAGAAGGAUACGACUUCUUAGAGAUCAGUGGGACAGAAGCGCCGUCCAUAUGGCUAACCGGUAUGAACCUUCCUUCUCCUGUCAUCAGUAGCAAGAACUGGUUGCGACUCCAUUUCACAUCCGACAGUAACCACCGACGGAAAGGAUUUAAUGCUCAGUUUCAAGUGAAAAAGGCGAUUGAAUUGAAGUCAAGAGGAGUCAAGGUGAUGCCCAGCAAGGACAGCAGCCAUAAGAACUCUGUCUUAACUCAAGGAGGUGUUGCUUUGGUCUCCGACAUGUGUCCAGAUCCUGGGAUUCCAGAGAAUGGCAGAAGAGCGGGUUCAGACUUCAGGGUUGGUGCAAAUGUACAGUUCUCCUGUGAGGACAAUUACGUGCUCCAGGGAUCCAAGAGCAUAACGUGUCAGAGAGUCACCGAGACCCUGGCUGCGUGGAGUGACCACCGGCCGAUCUGCAGAGCAAGAACAUGUGGAUCGAAUCUGCGUGGACCCAGUGGCGUCAUCACCUCUCCUAAUUACCCGGUUCAGUAUGAAGACAAUGCUCACUGUGUGUGGGUCAUCACUACGACGGAUCCUGACAAGGUCAUCAAGCUUGCCUUUGAGGAGUUUGAGCUUGAAAGAGGUUAUGACACCCUAACUGUGGGCGACGCGGGAAAAGUAGGGGACACCAGGACCGUCUUAUAUGUACUCACUGGAUCCAGUGUUCCUGACCUCAUCGUGAGUAUGAGCAACCAGAUGUGGCUGCACCUACAGUCUGAUGACAGCAUAGCCUCGCCUGGGUUUAAAGCCGUUUACCAAGAAAUUGAGAAAGGGGGGUGCGGGGAUCCAGGCAUCCCGGCUUACGGUAAGCGGACCGGCAGCAGCUUUCUCCACGGAGACACACUCACGUUCGAGUGCCAGGCGGCCUUCGAGCUGGUGGGGGAGAGAGUCAUCACGUGUCAGCAGAACAACCAGUGGUCUGGCAACAAGCCCAGCUGUGUAUUUUCCUGUUUCUUCAACUUCACGGCAUCAUCAGGAAUUAUCCUCUCACCGAAUUACCCGGAAGAGUAUGGUAACAACAUGAACUGUGUCUGGCUGAUCAUCUCUGAGCCGGGCAGCAGAAUUCACCUCAUCUUUAAUGACUUUGAUGUGGAGCCUCAGUUUGACUUCCUUGCUGUCAAAGAUGAUGGGAUUUCAGACAUAACUGUGCUGGGCACAUUCUCAGGCAAUGAGGUGCCGUCCCAGCUGGCCAGCAGUGGGCACAUCGUCCGCCUGGAGUUCCAGUCGGACCACUCCACCACCGGCCGGGGCUUCAACAUCACCUACACCACAUUUGGUCAAAACGAGUGCCAUGACCCUGGCAUCCCCGUAAAUGGACGGCGCUUUGGUGACAGGUUCCUGCUGGGGAGCUCGGUCUCCUUCCACUGUGAUGACGGCUUUGUCAAAACCCAGGGCUCGGAGUCCAUCACCUGUGUCCUGCAGGAUGGGAAUGUCGUCUGGAGCUCCACCGUCCCCCGCUGUGAAGCCCCAUGUGGAGGACAUCUGACAGCUUCAAGUGGAGUGAUUUUGCCCCCAGGAUGGCCAGGGUAUUACAAAGACUCCUUAAAUUGUGAAUGGAUAAUUGAAGCAAAACCAGGACACUCUAUCAAAAUCACUUUUGAUAGAUUCCAAACCGAAGUCAACUACGACACGCUGGAGGUCAGAGACGGGCCGGCCAGCUCGGCCCCGCUGAUCGGGGAGUACCACGGCACGCAGGCGCCCCAGUUCCUCAUCAGCACGGGCAACUUCAUGUACCUCCUGUUCAGCACCGACAACAGCCGGUCCAGCGUGGGAUUCCUCAUUCGCUAUGAGAGUGUGACUCUGGAGUCCGACUCCUGCCUUGAUCCUGGGAUCCCCGUGAAUGGGCAUCGGCACGGCAGUCACUUUGGCAUCCGGUCCACAGUGACCUUCAGCUGUGACCCAGGCUACACGCUGAGUGAUGACGAGCCCCUGGUCUGUGAGCAGAACCACCAGUGGAACCACGCGUUGCCCAGCUGUGACGCCCUCUGUGGAGGAUACAUCCAUGGAAAGAGUGGAACAGUUCUUUCUCCUGGGUUUCCAGAUUUUUACCCAAACUCUCUAAACUGUACGUGGACCAUUGAGGUGUCUCAUGGAAAGGGAGUCCAGAUGAUCUUCCACACCUUUCACUUGGAGAGUUCCCACGACUACCUGCUGAUCACCGAGGACGGGAGCUUCUCGGAGCCAGUGGCCAGGCUCACGGGCUCGGUGCUGCCUCACACCAUCAAGGCGGGUUUGUUUGGAAACUUCACAGCCCAACUUCGGUUUAUAUCAGACUUUUCCAUUUCCUACGAGGGCUUCAACAUCACAUUUUCAGAGUACGAUCUCGAGCCGUGCGAUGACCCUGGCGUCCCUGCCUUCAGCAGAAGAAUUGGCUUUCACUUCGGAGUCGGGGAUGCACUAACCUUCUCCUGCUUCCCGGGUUACCGCUUAGAAGGUGCUACCCAGCUCACGUGCCUGGGUGGGGGCCGUCGUGUGUGGAGCGCACCUCUGCCAAGGUGUGUGGCUGAAUGUGGAGCGAGUGUCAAAGGAAAUGAAGGAACGUUACUGUCUCCAAAUUUCCCGUCAAACUAUGAUAAUAACCAUGAAUGUAUCUAUAAAAUUGAAACGGAAGCUGGCAAGGGGAUCCAUCUCAGAGCACGAAGCUUUCAGCUGUUUGAAGGAGAUAUUCUGAAGGUCUACGAUGGAAAGGACAGCUCGUCGCGGCCCCUGGGCGCCUUCACGAGGAACGAGCUGCUGGGGCUCGUCCUGAAUAGCACUUCCAACCACCUGUGGCUGGAGUUCAACUCCAACGGAUCCGACACGGACCAGGGCUUCCAGCUCACCUACACCAGUUUUGACCUGGUGAAGUGUGAGGACCCAGGGACGCCUCACUACGGCUACAGGAUCCGGGAUGAAGGCCACUUCACCGACACGGUCGUCCUGUACAGCUGUAACCCAGGCUACGCCAUGCACGGCGGGGCUACUCUGACCUGCCUGAGCGGGGACCGGAGAGUGUGGGACCGGCCAUUGCCUUCCUGUGUAGCGGAAUGUGGUGGGCGGAUCCACGCUGCCACUUCAGGACGCAUCCUGUCUCCAGGAUACCCUGCUCCCUACGACAACAACCUCCACUGCACCUGGGUGGUAGAGGCGGACCCGGGGAAGACCAUCAGCCUGCACUUCAUCGUGUUUGACACGGAGCUGGCCCACGACAUCCUGCGGGUGUGGGACGGCCCGGCGGACAGCGCCAUCCUGCUGAAGGAGUGGAGCGGCUCGGCGCUGCCCGAGGACAUCCACAGCACCUUCAACUCCCUCACCCUGCAGUUCGACAGCGACUUCUUCAUCAGCAAGUCCGGCUUCUCCGUGCAGUUCUCAACAUCCAUUGCAUCCACCUGCAACGACCCGGGUAUGCCUCAAAACGGUACCCGCUACGGGGACAGCAGAGAACCUGGGGACACCAUCACUUUCCAGUGUGACCCUGGGUACCAGCUCCAAGGGCAAGCUAAAAUCACCUGUGUGCAGCUGAAUAACCGAUUCUUUUGGCAACCAGACCCUCCUACAUGCAUAGCGGCGUGCGGAGGGAACCUGACCGGGCCCGCGGGGGUCAUCCUGUCCCCCAACUACCCGCAGCCCUACCCGCCCGGGAAGGAGUGCGACUGGAGAGUGAAGGUGAACCCAGACUUCGUCAUCGCCCUGAUAUUCAAAAGUUUCAACAUGGAGCCCAGCUAUGAUUUCCUGCACAUCUAUGAAGGAGAGGACUCCAACAGCCCUCUCAUUGGAAGUUUCCAGGGCUCUCAAGCCCCAGAAAGAAUUGAGAGCAGCGGAAAUAGUCUUUUCCUGGCGUUUCGAAGUGAUGCUUCUGUGGGCUUGUCGGGGUUUGCCAUUGAAUUUAAAGAGAAACCACGGGAAGCCUGUUUUGACCCUGGAAACAUAAUGAAUGGGACGAGGAUCGGGACCGACUUCAAGCUCGGCUCAACCGUCACUUACCAGUGUGACUCUGGCUACAAGAUCGCCGACCCAUCUUCCAUCACGUGUGUGAUUGGAGUGGACGGAAAGCCCGCGUGGAAUCGGGUCUUGCCCUCCUGCAACGCCCCCUGCGGAGGCCAGUACACGGGGUCAGAGGGGGUGGUAUUGUCACCCAAUUACCCUCACAACUAUACCGCCGGUCAGACCUGCCUCUAUUCAAUAACAGUGCCAAAGGAAUUCGUGGUGUUUGGGCAGUUCGCCUAUUUCCAGACCGCGCUGAAUGACCUGGCGGAGCUGUUUGAUGGGACGCACCCUCAGGCCAGACUGCUCAGCUCCCUCUCGGGGUCUCACUCAGGUGAGACACUGCCUUUGGCCACAUCCAACCAAAUUCUGCUCCGAUUCAGCGCAAAGAGCGGGGCUCCAGCGCGGGGUUUCCACUUCGUGUAUCAAGCCGUCCCGAGGACCAGUGACACCCAGUGCAGCUCUGUCCCCGAGCCCAGGUACGGGAGGAGAAUCGGUUCCGAGUUCUCGGCGGGGUCCAUCGUCCGCUUCGAGUGUAACCCGGGCUACCUGCUCCAGGGCUCCGCGGCCAUCCGCUGCCAGUCUGUACCCAGCGCCCUGGCCCAGUGGAACGACACAGUCCCCAGCUGCGUGGUCCCUUGCAGUGGCAAUUUCACUCAGCGGAGAGGUACCAUUUUAUCCCCCGGCUACCCUGAACCCUAUGGCAACAACUUAAACUGCAUAUGGAAGAUCAUCGUUACAGAGGGGUCAGGAAUCCAGAUUCAAGUGAUCAGCUUUGCCACGGAGCAGAACUGGGACUCUCUGGAGAUUUAUGAUGGUGGUGACGCAAGUGCGCCAAGGCUGGGGAGCUUUUCAGGUACCACGGUGCCAGCACUGCUCAAUAGCACAUCCAACCAGCUCUACCUGCACUUCCAGUCGGACAUCAGCGUGGCCGCUGCUGGCUUCCAUCUGGAGUACAAAACUGUGGGUCUUGCUGCUUGCCAAGAGCCAGCCCUUCCCAGCAACGGCAUCAAAACUGGAGACCGAUACAUGGUGAAUGACGUGCUGUCCUUCCAAUGUGAGCCUGGGUACACGCUGCAGGGCCGUUCCCACAUCUCCUGUAUGCCGGGGACCGUGCGGCGUUGGAACUACCCGUCUCCCCUCUGCGUUGCGACCUGCGGGGGCACCUUGAGCAGCAUGGGGGGAGUGGUCCUGAGCCCCGGGUUCCCCGGCACCUACCCCAACAACUUGGACUGCACCUGGAAGAUCUCCCUGCCCAUAGGCUAUGGUGCACAUAUUCAGUUUCUGAAUUUUUCUACUGAAGCUAAUCAUGAUUACCUUGAAAUUCAAAAUGGCCCUUAUCAUACCAGCCCGAUGAUCGGGCAGUUCAGCGGCCCCGACCUGCCCAGCGCCCUGCUGAGCACCACUCACGAGACGCUCAUCCACUUCUACAGCGACCACUCGCAGAACCGGCCGGGGUUUAAGCUCACUUACCAAGCCUAUGAAUUACAGAACUGCCCUGACCCACCACCUUUCCAGAAUGGGUAUAUGGUCAACUCUGACUACAGUGUGGGACAGUCAAUAUCUUUUGAGUGCUAUCCUGGGUACAUUUUAAUUGGCCACCCAGUUCUCACCUGUCAGCAUGGGAUCAACAGAAACUGGAACUACCCUUUUCCAAGAUGUGACGCUCCUUGUGGGUAUAAUGUGACAUCUCAGAACGGGACCAUCUAUUCUCCCGGAUUUCCGGACGAGUACCCCAUUCUAAAGGACUGCAUCUGGCUCAUCUCAGCGCCACCUGGCCAUGGCGUCUACAUCAACUUCACCUUGCUGCAGACAGAAGCUGUCAAUGACUACAUCGCGGUUUGGGAUGGUCCUGAUCAGAAUUCUCCACAGUUGGGAGUUUUCAGUGGGAACACAGCCCUGGAGACCGCAUACAGCUCCACCAACCAAGUCCUGCUCAAAUUUCACAGCGACUUUUCAAAUGGCGGUUUCUUCGUCCUCAAUUUUCACGCAUUUCAGCUCAAGAAAUGUCAACCUCCCCCAGCAGUUCCACAGGCAGAAAUGCUUACAGAGGAUGAGGAUUUUGAAAUAGGAGACUUCGUGAAGUACCAGUGCCACCCCGGGUACACGCUGUCUGGGAUGGAUACACUGACCUGUAAGCUCAGCUCCCAGCUACAGUUUGAGGGCGCCCUGCCGACAUGUGAAGCACAAUGCCCAGCCAAUGAAGUCCGGACAGAAUCCUCUGGCGUCAUCCUCAGCCCAGGGUAUCCAGGCAACUAUUUUAACUCCCAGACCUGCUCCUGGAGCAUCCGAGUGGAACCAAACUACAACAUCACUAUCUUUGUAGACACAUUUCAAAGUGAGAAGCAAUUUGAUGCACUGGAAGUAUUUGAUGGGUCUUCUGGUCAAAGUCCUCUGUUAGUGGUCUUGAGUGGAAACCAUACUGAACAAUCAAAUUUUACAAGCAAGAGUAAUCAGUUAUAUCUCCGCUGGUCCACUGACCAUGCAACCAGUAAAAAAGGAUUCAAGAUUCGUUAUUCAGCACCUUACUGCAGCUUGACCCACACCGUGAAGAAUGGUGGUGUUUUAAAUAGGACUACAGGAGAAAUUGGAAGUAAAGUGCAGUAUUUCUGCAAACCUGGGUAUCGGAUGAUUGGCCAUAGCAAUGCCACCUGUAGACGGAAUCCAGUUGGCAUGUAUCAGUGGGAUUCCCUUGCUCCACUCUGCCAGGCUGUGUCCUGUGGAAUCCCAGAGUCCCCAGGAAACGGUUCAUUUAUGGGGAAUGAGUUCACACUGGACAGUAAAGUGACCUAUGCUUGUAAUGAGGGCUUCAAGCUGGAUGCUAGUCAGCAAGCUACAGCCGUGUGUCAGGAGGAUGGAUUGUGGAGCAACAGGGGGAAGCCGCCUGCGUGCAAACUAUCUGUAUGA